Sorex fumeus (smoky shrew) is the source of this 2666-nucleotide messenger RNA. RefSeq names its product mitochondrial fission regulator 1 (gene MTFR1). Bases 182 to 1189 code for a protein of 335 amino acids. NCBI's taxonomy places the organism in Eukaryota, Metazoa, Chordata, Mammalia, Eulipotyphla, Soricidae. The transcript has 8 exons. Gene Ontology annotation, cellular component: mitochondrion. The record is from RefSeq and is a predicted model, not a curated record. Gene Ontology annotation, biological process: aerobic respiration; mitochondrial fission.
ACCCGGAUUGAGGGCGGAGUUAGGUGACUGGCAGCUCCGCCCUGGGAGAGCCAGGCGAGAAGCCGCGACGAGCUGAAGCCGGCGCUGGGCUGCCGCGCGGCCGCGUGCGCUUUAAUGGACCAUGUGCUACUGUUUAUGCAUGAAGUACUUGAAAUGCAAAACUGGAGACUUCGCCAUCUAAAUGCUUGACUGGAUUAAGCGCCAAGUUAGGAUGGUAUUUCAACAGGCUGGAGUAAACAUGCAAUCGGUACUUUGGUCUGGGAAGCCAUAUGGUUCAUCUCGAAGUAUCGUCAGGAAAAUUGGUUCUAACUUAUCUCUGAUCCAGUGUCCGAGAGUUCAGUUUCAGCUUACCAGCCCUGCAGCAGAAUGGAGCCCCAGCUACUCGGGAGAGGAGGCAGUGGCGUCUUUCGCUGAUGUUGGAUGGGUAGCCAGAGAAGAAGGAGAGUGUUCAAUGAGAAAGAGGACAGAGGUCAGGUCAAGGCAGCCCUCCCUUCAGGAGGAUCUUCCGUUCCUUGAGAAGCCUCCCAGCAGGUAUAUUUCCUUACCAAACCUGUCUUCAGAGGAGCCUCAAUCCAAGACUUCAACUCUAGCGAAUGAGGAAGCACUGCAGAAGAUCAGUGCCCUUGAAAAUGAACUCGCUGCUCUCAGAGCGCAGAUUGCCAAAAUUGUGACCCUGCAGGAGCACAAGAAUCUCACAGCAGAUCCUGCUGCAUCUGUUACUGCCCAGCCAGUUCCCCCCCCACCGCCUCCCCCCCCUCCCCCACCGCCUCCCCCCCCUCCCUCUGGACUCCACCAAAGUAAAUCUGCUGUUGACCUGAUCAAAGAGAGAAAAGAAAAGAGAGCCAAUGUUGAAAAGACUUUGGUUAAGAACUCUCCAAAGAAACAGGACAUGCCAAAUAUGCUAGAGAUUCUCAAAGAUAUGAAUAGUGUGAAGCUUCGGUCAGUAAAAAGGUCAGAACAAGAUACGAAGCCCAAACCAGUUGAUGCUACUGACCCGGCUGCUGUCAUAGCAGAGGCUCUGAAAAAGAAGUUUGCUUAUCGGUAUCGAAGUGAUAGCCAAGGUGAAACUGAAAAAGGAAUUCCAAAGUCUGAAUCAGAGGCCACCUCAGAAACAGUGUUGUUUGGACCACACAUGUUGAAGCCUACGGGGAAAAUGAAGGCCUUAAUUGAAAAUGCUUCAAAUUCCUAACGGACAACAAUAAGCUGAGAAAGACUUUCUUUGUUCAGCUGUUGAUUUGUUAGGUCUAUGUAGAAAUCAACACUAUUAGUAAAUACCUGACUUUAGUAUUCAGUACUCUCUUUAAAUCUAGUUAGAGGAUUAAGCAAGAACAAAACCAGUGUGCAUCUGUUCUUGCUUUUAUGAAAAGGUCAGUUCUGAAGUUUCCAUAAUGUCUUAUAUGCAACAUGUUUUUAAUAUCACAGCUGGGUGUUUAGCUUUCCAGUAUUGAAAACAGUUACAUAGUAUUCAGAACAAAGAAAGGACAUUUAUAGGUAUGAAUUUUUAACACUAAUUUAUCUGUACAAAUGUUUUAUAUACACAUAUUUGGAUAUAAAACAAUCUGAAAAUUUUAGAAAUGAUGGCAAUAAGAAUACAAUUAUUGUCAUUCAUUUUCAGUGAUCAUUUUGUCAGUGUUGGAACAACUUUGAUACAACACAAGUUGUUAGAGUGACAUAUUUGAGUUUGGAAUCUUUCUUGCCUUGAACAGAACAUUUAUUUAUCUGAGAUUCUUGCAUUUUCUUGGAGAUGGAAUUUGAAUAGGAACCAGAAAAUGUUCACUGCUGAAAUUUUAUAAUGUAUAGAAUUAAACUUUAAAGGGAAGACAAAACCCAAGAAAGCCAUUUCCCCCCGAGUGCCAUCCAGUACUGAGCAAGAAAUUACAGUUUUCAAAUAGAAAGGAAUGAAAUUAUUGAAUUAGAUAUCUUUUAAAGUAAAACCCGGAAGGUACCAUCAUUUUCUUUUUAUAAAUAGCAUCAUAAAGAUGACUUGUUGCUAAGUUAAUUCUUCUGUGAAUGUCAGCAUUAUGGACUUAAGUUUAACUGUUGGUCAAAAUGACAUCUUUUAAAUAGGUGAUAGAAUUUCCCUUGCUAUCAUUGGUCAGAAUGCUGUUCUGUUGAAUUACAUUAUGCAACAUAAGCAUACGGUGUUAUUACAAAGUGGAGAAUGGCCCUUGUCAUCUAGAGCUUCUGAGGAGUUGGCUGGAAGUGAUCAUUUUAGAAUGCUUGUAAGUCUUCAUGAUUUUUCUGUAUUUCUGUUAUUCUCAGAGAUAGCUAAUACUGGAAUCUCCUACCAUGAGUAAAUAUUUGGAUUUAUUAUUUAAGUCUAAUUUAAUAAGUUGGACCUUCUAGGGGGAUUCAGAUGUAGGAAAAGUAGAUAGUUUUAAGUUAUUGAAAAUAUGUGCAAUGUUCUAAAUAUUAGCAAAUAAUAAUUGAAGUAAUUUACAUGAUCUGGUUAUUAAGUUUAAAUUUCACCUGUGGCUUAUUUUACACGUAUUGAUGUGUACUGUUUGUAAUUGUUUUAUAUGGUUUAAAAAUUCUGCCUUUAAAAAAAUUCAUAAAAUUCUCCUGACAUUCCAAGAAAUUUUGAUUUGUAUCAGUAUUGGAUCGUGGCCAGUGCUCCAAUAAGGAAGUUACUGUUUCGAAAUAAAGCAAACUUUAUUUUCCUUGGA